UGGCAACAGCUGAACGAGCGAUAAUAAGCGUCUCCCCUCUCUUUUUCUCUCUAUAUAUUUUGUUCGUUUAACUUUUGAUCGAAUAUACACAUCACAACUCUUGCUUUGUUAGCGUUGUUGACUUGCUACUACUUGAAAUGAUGAAGUGUGCCCUGCUGCUCCUAGUGAUGGUUGUGGUUGCGAACGGGCAGGGGCAAGGGAUGGGACAGGGACAGGGACAUGGGCAAGGACAAGGACAAGGACAAGGACAAAUGCAGGGACAUGGGAUGGGACAUGGGAUGGGACAUGGGAUGGGACAUGGGAUGGGACAGGGACAGGGACAUGGGCAGGGACAUGGGCACAACCCACGACAGUGUGUUUCAGAAGGAUUGCCUUGCUACCCUGGCGCCAUGUUCUCUUUUACUCCUCAAACGGCUUGUUGUCCGGGUUUGCGAUGCCUAUUAUACCAAGAUCAACUGAUGGAUUUAGAAACAUGGAUGUGUAUGCUGUUUCGUCCAAUUCCUGCACGCUAACAAGUUGUAAAAUGUUGAGCUAACAUGGAUUUGAUAUUUUGACUUGUAACAAAUCCAUUCCAUAUGAGGGUGUCAUAUUCUCUCUCCUUACGGUGAAUAAAACGAUGACUGUAUUCUU
Pomacea canaliculata is the source of this 630-nucleotide messenger RNA. Its product is annotated as annexin B11-like. NCBI's taxonomy places the organism in Eukaryota, Metazoa, Mollusca, Gastropoda, Architaenioglossa, Ampullariidae. The transcript has 3 exons. Bases 138 to 512 code for a protein of 124 amino acids. The record is from RefSeq and is a predicted model, not a curated record.